AGAGAGAGAUCUCGGGAGGCUGCCCUGUGCCCUGGAUGAGAUCCUGUCCUUGGGCAGUGCUGUGCUUUGUGGGAGGCUGCCUGCCUGACCUUGGAGCAGGUUCUGAGAGAGAAAGCCAUUCAAAGCACCACUUACUGAUCCCCACCUGAGAGAAGGCUCAGUGAGACAGAAAGCAGCAGCAUGGGCGAGAAUGCUGGUGACAGUUCCCUUCAAGCAGAUCUCUCCAACCUUGUGAUCUGGGCACACUCUCAUGGGACCAUAUGCAAGCAGAUCCCAGCCCUGGAAUUUAUGCAGAACGUGGGUCACAUGAGCAAUGACAACGCUGUGCUGUGGAUGUGCAAAGCUGGACAUGCCUAUCACUGGCAUUGUGGGAAGUCACACGAGAGACGGGAAGAAGAGAAUGAGGCUGUAGGAAGGAGAAAGAGGGUCUUGUCUUCUGAGUCUUUGGCAAGGGAAUCCAGCUUUGAGGAAAAGAGGCCCAAGCUGACCCCAUCAUCUCUUGAGAUGGAUCAGGCAGAUUCUGGGAGCACAGCAUCGUGUGGCAGAUCCCAGGGGGUCGCUGAGGAGAAGGCUGACAGUGCCUACACAAGGAAUAACAAGCCCAGCAGGAGUCAAAAUGCCAUAACAUCAGAAAACAUGAGGAAACCCAUAACAUCGUUCUCUGCAGCAGAGCAGCACUUCUCAGUGUCUGGUAGAAGAGUCCAAACUGGCGAAGAGGACAUGAAGUCCGAAAGCGACGACGACUUACAGAUCAUCUCUGAUGAGGAGCAGUGUGAGGCAGAUGAAGACAACCAAGGAGACAGAAUCAGCCAGGAUAAUGUGUCAGAGCCAUCUGCUGAGGAGCUGCAGUUGCCCCACUGCCAGAAGAUAGCAAUGGACCAGCCAACAGCCUCCCAAAGAGCUGCCUUUGCCCCCAGGGCAGACCCACCCCUAGCCCGUGCCUACAUUCUGCAGGCUCCUGCCAGCAACUCGGAUGACCCAAGCAGGAGCAUCCUGAGGCUGGGUUCUGCUGCUGCUGCAGGGCCCAAGGCUGAAAUUUCUAGAGCAAGGAGCCUCCUGGGAUCAGCAGCACCAAAGCAACGUCUCCAGCUGAGCCCUCCAGAGUAUGGCACCCCAAGAGCAGGCUCCAGUGGGGACAGUGCUGAGAAUGUGGGUGAGGACAGUGAGACAUCAGGAUCCAGGCAGACACCUUGUUCUUCAGGCAUCCAGAGUCCAGAGAGAUGUCCACCUGCAGCCUCAGGUGGAGAUGUGCUGAAGAAGCAGAACAAAAAGAAAAGCUACACCACUGAAGACAUAAAAGUGUUCAAAGACUGGCUGAAGUUGCACCACCCCUCCGAGACACGCAAGAUCCACACGCUGCCUCCUGCAGACCUCGACCGCUACCUGGUCUCGUUCUUCAGCUCUGCCAAGAAAAAGAAUGGCAUGGAUUUUUCUGCCAACUCCUUGAACUUCUUCCAGCACAACAUCGACCUGUACCUCAGGUCCCACGACUACCAGUACAACAUACUGAGAGGGCCAGAGUUCAGGGCCUCUCAGGAAGCCUUUAAGUUAAAGCAUUGGAGCCUGUGCCAAAAGGGGAAGGAGGAAAAGUGGAGUGUUGUGGAGAACCUGACAGAUGAAGAUGUGGAAAACCUUCGUAAGAAGGAAAUUUUAAGCAAGGCACAUCCUCACGGCUUGCUGCACCUCGUGCUGACCAACCUGAUUAGGGGGUUUGGGGCAAGCACCCACCAGCAGCCCCACCAGCUGUGCUGGGGACAGGUGGUGCUGAGGAAGACCAAAGGAGAGGUGGAGUACUUGGAGUGGAAGGAUGAUCUGAGCCCUGGGGGAAACGAAGGGGAGCUAAACCCACGGCUCUUUGCCAAGCCUGAGGAUCCAGAGAACUGCCCAGUGGCCAGUUACAAGGAGUAUGCCAGGAGGAGGCCUCUGGACAUGCUGAGUGACAACCACCCUCUUUAUCUGUCUCCCAAGUCACUGUGCUCCCUCUGGGACAAUGUGUGGUACAGCAAAAAGGCACUGACAAAAGCUAAAACUGAUAAAAUCUUUAAAAUUAUUAUGCAGCAAGUCGGAGGAGCCAUAAGGAAGACCAGGAAAUAGGAGUGUCCUUCAGCUUUGCCCCACUCCAAGGCUGCUCUGAAACAGAAUCCUGUCACAAUAUUUGGUGUAGGUUGAGAACAGAGAUCUUUCUGCUGGGUUUCACCUUGGCACUGAAGGUACCUACAGAUCUGCAGUGCCUUGGCUUUCAGCAAAGUUCCCUUGUUGUUGUUUCUGUUACUGGAAUUGAUAAUUCAGUGAGUUAAUGAGAAUCUUCAGUUUCACAUUUGCCAAACAAGUUAAUGUUCUACUGCACAGACAAUGCUGUUAAAAACGACCAGUGCUGAUAUAGAUGGGGCUCUGGGGGGCUCUGAGCCUGGCCAGGAGCACGAGCUGCACCCAAAUUUUGGGGGUGACACCCUACACAGCUCAGCCUGGGGCACAGACCUCCGGGGAAGGAUGAACAACAUGAGGAGAACACCAUCCCAACCUCGCAGGAAUGCUUCUGAAAAGGUUUAGGUCAUUGCCCUUAGGGCAAGAUUCAUAGAUUGAAGAAGUUGUGGCUGUUUCAAGAAGUUACUUAAAGUGUCUGACAAUGUUGAAAGGUUUUAUGGUAAGUGGUUUCCCCAGAGUGCAAAACACUACUCCACAGAGGCACUGGGAGUUGUGCUCAGCUCUGCUCAGCUGCCCCAGUGGUGUUUAGUGCCUGUUACAGCUCAGUCAGGUUUUUGGUUGCAUUGUUGACAGAGCCAA
Ficedula albicollis (Collared flycatcher) is the source of this 2784-nucleotide messenger RNA. RefSeq lists its product as uncharacterized. The coding region runs from base 181 to 2094 and encodes 637 amino acids. The transcript has 6 exons. NCBI's taxonomy places the organism in Eukaryota, Metazoa, Chordata, Aves, Passeriformes, Muscicapidae. The record is from RefSeq and is a predicted model, not a curated record.